AUGGUUCCAACACCUGGAACAACCAUUUCUGAAGAAUGUGAACGGUUAUUGGCCCCAGCUUCAUUAGAGGUUUCGGCUUCAUUAACUUCUGAAUUAGUAAAUGAAAAAAAAAGAGGACAAGAAUUUAUUGGUCAAAAUAUAAAAUCGUAG
This is a messenger RNA of Ambispora gerdemannii, 150 nucleotides long. The record is from the annotation of a GenBank genome assembly. Lineage: Eukaryota; Fungi; Glomeromycota; Glomeromycetes; Archaeosporales; Ambisporaceae.